AGAGAAAGAAACAUGUCAGAGAUAUAGAGCGAGAAACAAGGCGCGAGAGGCCGUCCGAAACAACAGAGAAAACACGCUGCAUUUCCUUUCUUCUUCUCUUUUGCUCUAAGCCUUUUCUUUUCAACUCCCAAUUUAUAGGGCAAAAUCUAAGAUUCAAGACCGCCUCGAUCAUCUAUAAGAAAAUUGUUUGACUGGCAUUUUCGAUUGUCCACAGAUUAAUCCAGCAUACACAUAAUUAGAUUUGUUCCUCUGAAUUAGAAGGAGGCGAUUGAAUAUAUCCACACCUCGGAUCCUGCCGCUCUUAAUCCCUAAUUUGUCACCAGUUGAUCGCAUUUUAUUUUGGUUUUGGAUUUUGGCCGUGUCGAAUCUUUUAUUUCGGGUAAAUAAAUCCGGGGGAUGAGCUGGGAGAUCCUUCUAGAUUAUGUCUAGAAGGGUUCGUGUUUGAGAUCUGAUUGUUGAUGUUUGGUAAAAUUGAAAUAUUGGCUCUCGGAUGAGAGAGCUGCCUUGUUUGACAUAUUUUUAUCAUCUGUUCCAAUUAGCUGAGACAUCUGCUCAUAUAUGUUCGGAAAUUCAAGUGGAAACAAAACGAUGAAAUGGGUAACAUUGCUUAAAGAAUUCAAGGAAAAAGUCGGUCUUUCAUCGCCUCCGGAAUCGGCACCAACAACUCCGUCCCCGCCGCCCCCGAGGGAUAGAAUCAGCAGCAGCAGCAAUGCUAACGAUUUUUUGUCGCCAACCAGCCCAGAAUAUUUGUCAUUUGCAUCGCCUUUAAGCAGAGACAAAGAUGAGCUGGAAUUGGAUUUCAAGAGAUGCUGGGAAGUGUUUCGUUCCUCCAAUUCCGAAAAGGAAAAGGAGAGGGCCUUGACAUGGACUGUAGAAUUUUUUUGUAGAUUAGAGAGGGAACACAAUGAUGUUGCCCAAUUAAUUUCCAUAUUGGUAGAGACGCACAUUUUUUCGUUUGUUGUGGGAAGGGCUUUUGUAACCGAUGUAGACAAGCUGAAGCUUAGCAGUAAAACGAGAGCUCUUGAAGCUGAGAAAGUUUUAUUAUUUUUCUCAGAAAUUACAAAGGAUGGCAUUGCACCUGGUGCAAAUCUGUUACAUGCAGUGGAAGUCCUUGUUUCCGGGCCAGUUGAUAAACAAUCAUUUCUUGAUUCUGGGAUCUUUUGCUGUCUUAUUCAUGUCCUAAAUACUCUUCUUGCUCCUGAUGGUAGCAGUCAUUUAAAAAAGUCAAAUCACAAUGAAGACUUGUCUACAUUUGAUGAAAAUGAUGACAGAACCAGACCUGCUCGCAAGCUUGAGGUUGAAGGCAGUGUUGUACAUAUUAUGAAAGCAUUGGCUAGCCAUCCUUUAGCUGCUCAAAGUCUGAUAGAAGAUAACUCACUUCAAUUACUGUUUAACAUGGUUGCCAAUGGUUCUUUGGUGGUUUUCUCUCAAUUCAAAGAAGGUCUAGUUCCUCUGCAUGCCAUUCAGCUUCAUAGACAUGCUAUGCAGAUCCUCAGUCUUCUUUUGGUUAACGACAAUGGUUGCACUGCCAAGUACAUACGCAGGCAUCAUCUGAUUAAAGUUCUCCUAAUGGCCGUGAAGGAUUUCAACCCAGAUUGCGGGGAUCCAGCCUACACUAUGGGCAUUGUAGACUUGCUUCUUGAAUGUGUGGACUUAUCUUACAGACCUGAGGCUGGUGGUAUCAGGCUCAGAGAGGAUAUUCACAAUGCUCAUGGCUAUCAGUUCCUGGUUCAUUUUGCCUUGACUCUGUCAAAAAAUCGAUCUGGCCAAACUUUCUAUUCCAUUACAUCUGAAGAUUCUUCUUCAGGCAGUUUACAUGAAGAUGAGGGGGUGGAGGGAAGGAGCUCAAUCGAAGAAGUAGUAUUAAAGAACUCGCCACACAGUCUCUCACCAACACUUUGUAGGCUCCUUGAUGUCAUUAUUAAUUUCUCCCAGAUAGGUCCCUCAGAAGCUUCAAAAAGUUCUAAACUGCAUGGAAAAGGCCAUACAUCAUCUAGUGAUGGAGCAGUGGGGGAAACUUGGGAGAAGGAUGACAGCCAAGUAAGAGAUUUAGAAGCCGUACAAAUGCUGCAGGACAUUUUAAUUAAAGCAGAAAGUACUGAACUGCAGACCAAAGUGUUGAAUAGAAUUUUUAAGAUAUUCUCAGGUCAUCCUGAAAACUACCAAAUGUGUCAGCAAUUGAGAACUGUUCCCCUCUUGAUCCAAAACAUGGCUGGUUUUCCUUUGUCUUUACAAGAGAUAAUCUUGAAAAUUCUUGAAUACGCAGUUACUGUAGUUAAUAUCAUCCCUGAACAAGAGUUGCUAUCUCUUUGCUGCUUAUUGCAGCAAAAACGAUCUGCUGAACUGAAUCAGACAAUUCUCUCCUUUCUUGUGAAACUCCUAUCAUUUGACCAACAGUACAAGAAAAUCCUAAGAGAACUUGGUAUGUUGGAGUUUCUAUUGGAUGAUCUAAAGCAGCAUAAUUUUUUCCUAGGGACUGAGCAGCUAAUUGGUGUCCAUGGUCAACUGGAGAGAAAAACUAGCCCUAGCAGCUUCAACAAGCACCUGGACAUAGAGGGUGCAAUUCUUUCUUCACCAAGACUCUUAGAAUCCGAUUCUGGGAAAUUCCCUCUUUUUGAGGUAGAGGGGACGAUCUCUGCUGCUUGGGAUUGUUUAGUCUCGUUAUUAAAGAAAUCAGAAGCUAAUCAAGCAUCAUUUCGUUCUGCUAAUGGUGUCUCUGUUGUACUUCCUCUUUUGGCUUCUGACGUACACCGCCCUGGUACCCUGAGGGUUUUGUCAUGUUUGAUAAUCGAGGAUGUCAAACAAGCUCAUUCGGAAGAAUUGGGUACUGUGGUUGAAAUUUUGAAAAGUGGAAUGGUCACAAGUGAUUCUGGAUCUCAAUACGCACUUAGAGAUGAUGCAAAAUGUGAUGCUUUUGGAACAUUAUGGCGCAUAUUAGGAGUUAAUGGCUCAGCUCAGAGAGUUUUUGGCGAAGCAACUGGGUUUUCUCUUUUAUUAUCCACACUUCACGCUUUUCAGAAUGACAGUGAACAGAAAAUCCAGCCAUUGAUGUCUACAAGGGCCAAGGUGUUUACAUAUGUGAUGCGUGCGAUGACAGCAGGGGUUUCUGGUAAUGCAGUGAAUCGGAUGAAACUGCACACAAUAUUGGCAUCACAUACCUUUUCUGAUCUUUUAUGUGAUUCUGGACUCAUUUGUGUUGACUAUGAACGCCAAGUCAUACAAUUGUUUCUGGAACUUGCUGUAGAGUUAGUUCUUCCACCAUUUUUAACAUCUGAUGCAGCAACAGUAACUAGUGAGAUGCAAAAUGAAACAACUAGUUUUCCUUUGAUUACACCAUCAGGUUCCUUCAUUCCUGAAAAGGAACGUGUGUACAAUGCUGCUGCUAUCAGAGUGCUCAUACGUGGCUUAUUGCGGUGCACUCCAAAGGUGCAACUUGAAUUGCUUAACCUUAUCGAAAAACUUGCUUGUGGUAGCUCCUUCAAUAAAGAAAACCUCACAUCUGUAGGUUGUGUACAACUUCUUUUGGAGACUAUUUAUCCCUUCAUUUCUAGUGCUUCUCUUUUGGUUUCCCAUUCUUUGAAGAUUGUUGAAGUCCUUGGUGCCUACAGGCUAUCAGUUCCAGAACUUAGAAUUCUUAUCAGAUAUAUAUUUCAAAUGAGAGUAAAAAGUUCUGGUCGCUGUCUUGUUGAAAUGAUGGAGAGAUUGAUCCUUCUAGAAGAUAUGGGCUCAGACGAUGUAUCUCUUGCGCCUUUUGUAGAGUUGGACAUGAGCAAGACUGGACAUGCUUCCAUACAAGUGCCAUUAGGGGAAAGGUCAUGGCCUCCAGCUGCUGGUUAUUCUUUUGUGUGCUGGUUUCAAUUCCGAAAUUUUCUAAAGCCAUCAGCAAGGGAGACUGAUCCUAAAGCUAAUUAUUCUAGAAGGCGCGGCUCAUCAAUAGGACAGCAACUUGGAUCCCAAGUUCUUCGAAUAUUCUCUGUUGGGUCUGUUGAAAACGGAAAUACUUUUUAUGCAGAACUACUUUUGCAGGAUGAUGGACUUAUAACCCUUGCAACAAGUAACACUUCCUCCUUGACCUUUUCUGGGCUAGAAAUGGAGGAGGGUAGGUGGCAUCACCUAGCAGUUGUGCACAGCAAACCAAAUGCUUUGGCUGGGCUAUUCCAAGCUAGUGUAGCUUAUGUAUAUGUUAAUGGAAAACUGAGGCACACUGGGAAACUUGGAUACUCUCCCUCUCCUGCGGGUAAGUCUCUACAGGUAAAUAUUGGGACACCAGUCGCCUGUGCAAAGGUUAAUGAUUUGUCAUGGAAACUCAGAUCUUGCUACCUAUUUGAAGAGGUACUUUCACCAGGUUCCAUAUGUUUUAUGUACAUUCUUGGAAGGGGAUAUAGAGGGCUUUUCCAGGAUAGCAACCUGUUGCAAUUUGUUCCAAAUCAGGCAUGUGGAGGGGGCAGUAUGGCUAUUUUAGAUUCUCUAGAUACAGAGUUACCUUUGACUGCUAACAAGCAAAAGCCUGAGAGUGCUGGCAAACAAGGCGUCACUAAAGUGGAUCAAAGUGGAAUUGUUUGGGAUUCUGAUAAAUUAGGAAACCUAUCACUGCAUUUGUGGGGCAAGAGACUGAUAUUUGCAUUUGAUGGGACGAGUACAGAAAUGUUCAGAGCAUCUGGAACCUUAUCCAUGCUCAAUCUAGUCGAUCCUCUUUCAGUUGCCGCUUCUCCUAUAGGGGGGAUACCACGCUUUGGCAGACUUGUUGGAGAUAUAUAUGUUUGUAAGCAAUGUGUCAUUGGUGAUACUAUACGCCCCAUUGGUGGCAUGUCUGUUGUACUUGCACUUGUUGAAGCCGCUGAAACAAGGGACAUGCUUCACAUGUCGUUGACAAUGCUUGCAUGUGCGCUUCAUCAGAAUCCUCAGAACAUCAGAGACAUGCAGAAGUACCGAGGCUACCACUUGCUAGCUCUUUUUCUUCAGCGCAAAAUGUCAUUGUUCGACAUGCAUUCACUUGAGAUCUUUUUCCAAAUUGCCGCAUGUGAGGCUUCAUUCUCUGAACCAAGAAAAAUUGAAAUGGUGCAUAACAACCUCUCACCAGCAGGCACCAUUAAUGAGUCCAGCUUUAAUGAUAUUACUUUGUCGAAGUUCCGUGAUGAAUUUUCGUCAGUUGGGUCUCCAGGGGAUAUUGAUGACUUUUCUGCAAAAGAUUCAUUCAGUCAUAUAUCAGAGUUGGAAAAUACAGACAUGCAGACAGUUACAUCUAAUUGCAUUGUUCUGUCUAAUGCUGAUAUGGUUGAGCAUGUGUUGCUGGAUUGGACCCUUUGGGUGAAAGCUCCAGUCCCAAUCCAAAUUUCUUUACUUGGAUUUCUCGAGCAUCUUGUCUCCAUGCAUUGGUACAGAAAUCACAAUCUGACAAUUCUUCGUAGAAUUAAUCUUGUUCAGCAUUUGCUUGUUACCCUGCAGAGGGGCGAUGUUGAAGUGCCAGUGCUAGAAAAGUUGGUUGUUCUGCUGGGUGUCAUUUUGGAGGAUGGGUUUCUUCCUUCUGAACUGGAGCUAGUUGUGAGGUUCGUGAUUAUGACAUUCGAUCCUCCUGAGCUAACAUCUUGUGUUCAUAUUAUUCGAGAAUCAAUGGGGAAGCAUAUCAUUGUAAGAAAUAUGUUACUUGAGAUGCUAAUUGAUCUUCAGGUGACAAUUCACUCAGAGGAGUUACUUGAGCAGUGGCAUAAAUUGGUUUCGUCAAAAUUAAUCACAUAUUUUCUUGAUGAGGCUGUUCAUCCUACCAGCAUGAGGUGGAUCAUGACUCUUUUGGGUGUGUGUCUGACGUCAUCUCCUACAUUUGCACUUAAAUUUCGGGCAAGUGGAGGCUAUCAAGGUUUGGCAAGGGUGCUCCCAAGUUUCUACGAUUCUCCUGAUAUAUAUUACAUUUUGUUUUGUCUGAUAUUUGGUAAGCCUGUAUAUCCGAGAUUGCCAGAAGUGCGCAUGCUUGACUUUCAUGCACUCAUGCCAAGUGACAGUAGCUAUAUAGAGUUGAAAUUUGUAGAACUUCUCGAAUCUGUUAUUGCCAUGGCAAAAUCAACAUUUGAUAGGUUAUGCAAGCAAUCAACACUUGCCUAUCAAACCGGAAAUAUUUCUCAUGUUGGUGCUAGCCUUGUAGCAGAACUCACGGAUGAACAUGUGGACGUGUCUGGGGAGCUCCAAGGUGAAGCUCUCAUGCACAAAACUUAUGCUGCUCGCUUGAUGGGUGGAGAGGCAUCAGCUCCUGCUGCUGCUACUUCAGUUCUCAGAUUCAUGGUUGAUCUUGCAAAAAUGUGUCUUCCCUUUUCUGCUGUCUGCAGACGUGUGGAGUUUCUUGAAAUCUGCAUCGACCUCUAUUUUUCCUGUGUCAGGGCUGCACAUGCUGUGAGGAUGGCCAAGAAACUUUCUGUAAAAACAGAAGACAAGAAUCUGAAUGAUGGUGAAGAAGAUGGCAGUAGCUCCCACAAUACCUUUUCUAGCUUGCCUCAAGAACAUGAGAUUUCAGCAAAGACCUCUAUUAGCAUAGGGAGCUUUGCCCAUGGGAAUGUUAGUACUAGUUCAGAGGAUAUUCCUGUUUUCCCAAAUAAUGUGGCUAGUGAAAAACCAGAUAUUGGUACUGUGGAAACACAAUACCAGCCACUGAAAGAAGAUGGACAAGCAGUGAGGAACAUUGAUGUUGAAGCAGUUGAGCAGGCAUCCCUUGCCACUUCUGGCAGCAAUGAGUUCAGUUUUCAUGAUACAAAAAGUACAUCAGAUCCUAGUCAUCAAAAGGAUUUGCAUAGUACUUUGUCUACCACUAUGCUGGAAUCUCCCAUUAUGUCUGAAAAAGCUAAUUCCAUGAUCUCGCCAACCUCUUCUUCUCCAGUUUUAGCUUUGACAUCUUGGCUGGGGAGUUCCAGUCGAAAUGAUCGAAGAUCCCAGUCAACUCGAUCCAUGGAUUCUUAUGUAUCAUUGAAUGAUACCAAUUACACUCCAGAUUUCAAGCCUUCUGAUCAGACUAAACCUGAUACAAGCAUGUUAGCAAUCAGUCCGAUGCUUCUGCUGGAAGUUGAUGAUUGUGGUUAUGGAGGUGGUCCAUGUUCCGCUGGUGCCACUGCAGUAUUAGAUUUUGUAGCAGAAGUUCUUGCUGAUUUUCUCACUGAGCAAAUGAAAGCUGCAUCAGUUGUUGAGAUUGUGCUGGAAAGUGUACCUCAGUAUGCUGAUGCUGAAUCUGUUUUAGUUUUUCAGGGCUUAUGCCUUGCUAAAGUAAUGAACUUUCUUGAGAGACGUCUCUUGCGUGAUGAUGAGGAAGAUGAGAAGAAGUUAGAUAAGACCAGGUGGUCCUUAAAUCUGGAUGCACUGUCCUGGAUGAUAGUUGAUCGUGUAUACAUGGGAGCUUUUCCUCAGCCAUCUAGUGUAUUGAAGACUCUGGAGUUUCUGUUAUCCAUGUUGCAGUUGGCAAAUAAAGAUGGACGGAUUGAAGAAACAAUUCCAACUGGCAGGCUCCUUUCUAUUGGGAGAGGAAGCAGACAACUUGAUACUUACAUACAGGCUCUCUUUAAGAAUACAAAUCGCAUGAUACUGUUCUGUUUCCUUCCAUCGUUCUUACUCACCAUAGGGGAAGAUGAUCUUCUUUCGCGCCUGGGCCUGCUGAAUGAGCCCAAGAAAAGAUUGUUUGUGUACCCAUCACCAGAGGAAGAAGGGGUUGACAUUUUCACUGUGUUGCAGUUACUGGUUGCUCACAGGAGAAUAAUAUUUUGUCCCAGUAAUCUUGAGACGGAUCUGAACUGCUGUCUUUGCAUAAAUUUAAUAUCCCUUAUCCACGAUCAUAGGCAGAAUGUCCAAAAUGCAGCUGUUGAUAUUCUCAAGUAUCUUUUGAUACAUCGAAGGGCCGCACUUGAAGAGUUUUUUGUUUCUAAACAUAACCAAGGAUCUUCAUUGGAUGUUUUGCAUGGUGGUUUUGAUAAGCUUUUGACUGGAAACUUACCUGGAUUUUUUGAUUGGUUUCAUAAUUCUCAGUCGGUUGUUAAUAAAGUGUUGGAACAGUGUGCUGCCAUUAUGUGGGUGCAAUAUAUUACAGGGUCAGCAAAGUUUCCUGGAGUUAGGAUAAAGGGCAUGGAUAGUCGCCGUAAAAGAGAUAUGGCAAAAAAAACAAGGGAUACAUCAAAAGUGGAGCAUAAACAUUGGGAGCAGGUGAAUGAACGGAGAAUUGCACUUGAACUGGUUCGUGAUGCCAUGGCUACUGAGCUGCGUGUUAUUCGUCAGGAUAAGUAUGGAUGGGUGCUUCACGCCGAAAGUGAGUGGCAAACUCACCUCCAACAACUUGUGCAUGAGCGAGGAAUAUUUCCGAUCAGCAGAUCUUCUAUGAGUGAGGAGGAGCCUGAGUGGUAUCUUUGCCCCAUUGAAGGCCCAUAUAGGAUGCGGAAAAAGCUUGAACGGUGUAAACUAAAGAUUGAUACAAUUGAAAAUGUUCUGAAUGCACAAUUUCUGUUAGAGGAAGGAGAACUGUCCAAGGAGAAAACUGAAGAUGGAGAUCAUGCCUCUAAUACUCAAUCAGAUUCUUUUUUACGUCUAUUAACUGCGAAGCCAAAUGAUGAAUCUUUUAGUUCUGAAUUAUAUGAUGCAUCAACUUUCAGAGAAUCAGAAGAUGCUAGGGAUAUAGCCUUUUCUGGGGUCGGAUGGAACGAUGAUCGUGAUAGUAGCAUAAAUGAAGCAAGUCUGCAUUCAGCUACAGAAUUUGGUGUCAAGUCAAGUUCUGGAUCAACUCUAAGAGCUGAAAGUGUUCUAGGAAAGUCUGAGUUAGGCUCUCCAAGGCAAUCUUCUUCUGCAAGAAUUGAUGAAGGCAGAGUGGCAGAGGAUAAAUCAGAUAAAGAACUAAAUGAUAAUGGUGAACACUUGAUCAGACCAUAUCUCGAACCAUUUGAAAGGAUCAAGUAUAAAUACAAUUGUGAAAGGGUUGUGGGCCUUGACAAACAUGAUGGCAUAUUUUUGAUAGGGGAAUUGUCCCUGUAUGUCAUUGAGAACUUUUACAUUGAUGAUUCUGGGUGUAUAUGCGAAAAAGAGAGCGAAGAUGACCUCUCUGUCAUUGAUCAGGCUUUGGGUGUAAAGAAAGAUUUUUCCAUUUGCAUGGAUUCUCAAUCCAAAUCAACUCUGUCGUGGAGUUCUACAGUGAAAGCUUAUGCUGGGGCUAGGGCCUGGGCAUACAAUGGUGGUGUCUGGGGGAAGGAAAAAGAGGGGAGUAGUGGUAAUGUGCCUCAUCUUUGGCAUAUGUGGAAGCUUGACAGUGUCCAUGAGCUUCUAAAGCGUGAUUAUCAGCUUCGGCCAGUUGCCAUUGAGAUUUUCAGCAUGGAUGGUUGCAAUGACCUAUUGGUUUUCCACAAAAAAGAACGAGAAGAAGUUUUCAGAAAUCUGGUAGCCAUGAAUCUACCUAGGAACAGCAUGUUAGAUUCCACAAUCUCUGGUUCAACCAAACAAGAUAGCAAUGAAGGUAGCCGUCUAUUCAAGGUUAUGGCAAAGUCCUUCUCCAAGAGAUGGCAAAAUGGAGAAAUUAGCAAUUUUCAGUACAUCAUGCAUCUCAACACACUAGCUGGCCGUGGAUACAGUGAUCUUACGCAGUAUCCUGUGUUUCCUUGGGUGCUGGAAGAUUAUGACAGUGAAACCCUUAAUUUCUCAGAUCCAAAAACCUUCCGGAAACUUGAUAAACCAAUGGGAUGCCAAUCAUUAGAAGGAGAGGAGGAGUUCAGGAAGAGAUACGAUAGCUGGGAUGAUCCAGAGGUCCCCAAGUUCCAUUAUGGUUCUCAUUAUUCUAGCGCUGGGAUAGUUCUCUUCUACCUCCUCCGCUUGCCUCCCUUCAGUUCAGAGAACCAAAAGUUGCAGGGUGGGCAAUUUGAUCACGCUGAUCGUCUUUUCAACAGUAUACGGGAUACGUGGUUGAGUGCUGCUGGGAAAGGCAACACUUCCGAUGUCAAGGAACUAAUUCCAGAGUUCUUCUACAUGCCUGAAUUUCUGGAGAACAGAUUCGAGCUUGACUUGGGUGAGAAACAAUCAGGAGAGAAGGUUGGUGAUGUUGUCUUGCCACCAUGGGCCAAUGGCAGUGCUAGGGAGUUUAUCAAGAAGCACAGGGAAGCUUUGGAGUCUGAUUAUGUUUCAGCGCAUCUGCAUCACUGGAUAGAUCUUAUUUUUGGAUAUAAACAAAGAGGGAAGGCUGCUGAGGAAGCUGUUAACGUCUUCUACCAUUAUACUUAUGAAGGCAGUGUUGACAUUGAUUCAGUUGCAGAUCCGGCUAUGAAAGCUUCAAUACUAGCACAGAUUAAUCACUUUGGACAAACACCAAAACAACUCUUCCAGAAGCCCCACGUCAAGAGACGAACAGAUAGAAUGCAUCUCCCUCAUCCACUUCGGCAUUCUCCGCUGCUUGUUCCUCAUGAGAUUCGCAAGAGCUCGUCUCCUAUAUCUCAAAUUGUGAAUUUUGGCGACAAGAUUCUUAUUGCUGGUGCAAAUAAUUUGCUAAAACCUAGAACGUAUUCUAAAAAUGUUGCAUGGGGUUUUCCUGAUCGGAGCUUGAGAUUCGUGACAUAUGAUCAAGAAAGGCUUAUUUCUACUCACGAAGAUCUUCACGUGGGCAGCCAGAUCCAGUGUGUUGGUGCGACCCAUGAUGGUCAGAGUUUGGUUACUGGGGCUGACGAUGGCUUGGUCUGUGUUUGGAGACUUGGCAAAGACGGACCUCGUGGAGUUCAACACCUGCAGUUGGAGAAGGCUCUUUGUGGUCAUACUGGUAAAAUCACCUGCCUUCAUGUUAGCCAACCCUACAUGAUGAUUGUGAGUGGUUCUGAGGACUGCUCAGUGAUCAUAUGGGAUCUGAGCUCGUUGGUUUUCGUGAGGCAGCUGCCCGAGUUCCCUUCACCGAUAUCAGCAAUCUACGUGAAUGACCUGACAGGAGAAAUUUUGACUGCAGCAGGCGUGAUACUCGCUGUUUGGAGCAUCAACGGUGAUUGCCUCGCAGUGGUGAACACAUCACAACUCCCGUCGGAUUCGAUCCUCUCCCUCACAGCUAGUACUUUCUCAGACUGUCAAGAUACACAGUGGUAUGUAUCCGGUCACCAAAGUGGCGCAGUCAAAGUGUGGAAGAUGGUUCACUCUUCGAGCGAGGAGUCGAGCAAAGCCAAACAAAACACCAGCCCCAGAGCUGGCCUGGGACUCGGAACUAAACUUCCCGAGUAUCGGUUGAUCCUACACAAGGUGCUGAAGUCCCACAAAUUACCAGUCACGGCCCUUCACCUGUCAAACGACCUAAAACAGUUACUGAGCGGGGAUUCGGGAGGCCACCUUCUUUCGUGGACGAUACCAGACGAUCGCUUGAGAUCCUUAAUGAACCAUGGCUGAUGAGAGCAAGUGCGAAUGGUGGUCGAAUCCUCCUUUCGUUUACAGGCAGAUCGGGUCUCUUGGAAUGACUUUGACAGAGGAAGAAACUAACCAAGAUGACAAUGCCAGCUGCGCCUGUGUUCUGCAAGGAUGAACGAGAGGUCAACCUCAGAUACGUGGCGGAAUACGCGUGGUCGGGGCUCGGGGUUGCUGCAGGUGGAUUGCAACAGCAAGAGUGUGGAAGGCGUGGUUUUUGACACUGUAAAAUUAUCUUGUACAGAUAUAUGUGUGUGUUUGCACGGAUUGUAAGUCUCUGCUAAUCUUAUUAACAACGGAGAGACCCCACCAUCUUAGCCAUGCUCCAUUUUUUUGUUGUGAAAUGAGUGUAAAUGAACAGUGCAUAUAUAUAUCUUAACUUGUGAGGGUGUUA
Messenger RNA from Salvia splendens (bonfire salvia), 11767 nucleotides. Its product is annotated as protein SPIRRIG. Bases 559 to 11358 code for a protein of 3599 amino acids. Lineage: Eukaryota; Viridiplantae; Streptophyta; Magnoliopsida; Lamiales; Lamiaceae. Gene Ontology annotation, molecular function: protein binding. The transcript is spliced from 19 exons. The record is from RefSeq and is a predicted model, not a curated record.